CUUACGUCAAGGAUAUGGAACUGAAUUUCAUCGCGUUAGUUUUACCUUUGGCCAAAUAGAUUGUAUAAACUGCAACUAGAGUUUUCUGAACAAAAUAUAAAUAAUUCCAGUAGACCAUUAUUAAUUCUAUUCGUUCUUGUCUCUCUCCGUCUGCCACUAGUUUCGCUAAAGAAAUACCUGGAUCCGAUAUAGAACUUCCUAGUUUAACUACAUGACUGCUACACAAGAAACAUAACUAAUAUGUAUAGUCUACCUGAAAGUUUGAGGACAGACGCCGACUAUGAACACGAAGGUGGGCUUAUCUACAGAGCAUGUAAAGUAGAUUUAAAUGAGAUGCUUACGGUUGUAGAGGUAGCGAUUAAUGCCCGGAAUGAGAGCUUCAAAUAUCUACUUGAGAAACUUUAUUUACAUAUUGAAAAGAAAAAUGGUUUAUAUCAGCAACAGGAGUCAGUUAUUGAAGAGCAUUUCAGAGAGAUAAACAAACUCCAGGCCAUUGCACGUCGGGUCAAAGACGAGAAAAUAGAAGCAAAAGAAUUAUAUGAUUUAGACAUUGCUAGCUUCAAAGCUCAGAUAUUGAUACUUCAAGAACAAAUUAGUCGAGUUAAUACAAGAAUAGAGGAAAAUGAAACGAAAAGUAAAAAUGAAAUGAAUAUUCUUCAGCAAACGAUAAUAAAAUGUCGAUCUCAUGUGGAUAUGCUCACUUCUGAGAAACAGAGAGCAGAGGAAACGAUGAACGAGGGAUUUGCGGUAGAUACGAGAAGAGAGACCAUACUUUUCAGGCCAUACUUUUCCAUUGCACGACCUUAUCCACGUUAUUAA
Molecule: messenger RNA, 819 nt
Organism: Octopus bimaculoides (California two-spot octopus)
Lineage: Eukaryota; Metazoa; Mollusca; Cephalopoda; Octopoda; Octopodidae
Source: RefSeq, a predicted model, not a curated record